This is a messenger RNA of Australozyma saopauloensis, 3897 nucleotides long. It is a transcript of the gene POM152, whose product is annotated as Pom152p. NCBI's taxonomy places the organism in Eukaryota, Fungi, Ascomycota, Pichiomycetes, Serinales, Metschnikowiaceae. Bases 1 to 3897 code for a protein of 1298 amino acids. The transcript has a single exon. Gene Ontology annotation, molecular function: structural constituent of nuclear pore. The record is from RefSeq and is a predicted model, not a curated record. Gene Ontology annotation, cellular component: nuclear pore transmembrane ring. Gene Ontology annotation, biological process: nuclear pore organization; protein import into nucleus.
AUGGAGCAUCGAAGUCGCAUUGGUGAAAAGAGCGGAUCCGCUACCGAGCGGCAUGAAUCCGAAAACUCAAAUUCUGUGUCUCCCGAUACCUCAUCUCUAAUUCCAGAACACAUUGUAGAUCACGCUUCACAGAGACUAGCGGUGGUGUCAAUCUUUUUUGCAAUUCAAGCUUGGAAGAUCUACGAUAUUCUACUAAUCAAGGCUGAUGCGUAUGCGGUCAGUAGCAGUCUAGCGGGAAGCGCACUCAAAAGCAGUCUUCUGCAGUUAAACAACUUCACAUUUAUUCUCAAGUACGCCUUUGUCGAAGGAGUGUUUCUAUGGCUUCUUCCGGUGUUGAAUGUCCCGCUUUUGAGCUUUCUGCCAGCAUUCACUUUGCUACUUACGGUAGUGCUCAAUGCAGCUAAUGUGCUCCUCACUAGUCAGAGUGCGGUUCCUCUUCUUUCGGGAGUCUUUGUUCCUAUUUGGAAUAUGGUGUUCCGUCAACGCGAACUUACAAUAUCCGGUGACACUGUUUUGCCUGCAAGUGUGAUCGAACCAAACGCUCACUUCAAGGGAAGAUAUACCAUCCAAUACCUUCCAGAGUCCUCUGUAGCACUUAAUCCUUUUGGACUCGCUGGUAUGUGUCUUGAAGACAAUAGCUCUUCUCUCGCUUCGGCCAUUAAACUCCCUAUUGAAUUCAAUACAACAAACGAUGUUGGACACAUGCAACUUGAAUGGAUCUCUCCUUCCAAUACAAGAACACUCCUUAAUUACACUAGAAGUGACGUUAAACGUCUAUCCAAAGGUGACUUCUCUCGCUAUUCCAAAUACCCUAGCUAUGUUCAUGAUGAUGAUCGGGUGUUCUACGCCGAGGUCGAGAUUAAGAACCCUGGAAAAUAUAAAAUCCACAGAGUUAUGGAUGUUGAUGGCUUAACCAUCCGUUCUUAUAGAAGUGAAUUUACCAUCGGUGCCUGCCCGGUCGGAAAAUUUGCAUACCCUGGCCCAGAGCAGUCCUACAUGAAGCAUGUCUGUUUGGCCAAAGACAUUUCACUGCUCAACUGGACGCUUCCGCUUGUACAUGCUACUGGUGUAAUGCCUCUUAGCGUCGAAAUAUCUGCAUUCUUGAAUGAAAAAUGUAUCUCAACAUUCAACACCACUCUCCAGGAACCGGCCCCUACGAAGUUCGGCUUGGAAUGGCUUAAAGAACACUCCAUUUUCCGAAACACGUUGGAACAAGAAGCUUUGCGCUCUCAAUUCAAUUUGCGCCCUGGUUCCCUCCGUUUUCAUGUUAACUCGAUCGUUGAUGGUGCUGGCAUUUCCAAGUACUACAACCCUGCAUCAAAAGACAAAGACGUGAAUUUUGAUUUACAGCUCAAAAAUUCUCCUAGCAUCCGCCUUGUUGAUCCUAAUCCUGCGGUUCCUCUCACACAUAAACGCUCAAAGAGAUUACAGUUAGUGUCUGAUCUGCAAGUAACUUAUCCUUUGAAUGUUAUUGUUCAACAUUCGACCACCAAUGCAUCACUGCCACAGAAUUUGAGCUUCACUUUCCGCAAUGCAGAAGAAUUUAAAUCUGGAAUUCAGGUCUCCGAUGCCGGGUCUUAUCAGUUAGUCAGCGGCGACGAAUAUUUCUGCCCAUGCCAGAUUGACGCUAAGUCAACUCCAGUCCAAUUAACCAAACCACUACCUCCAACCGUAGUCAUCAAUGAAAACCCGAUUAAAGAUAAAUGUGUUGGUACAAUUGGUUAUGAGUUCGAUCUCUCGUUCACAGGCAACCAGCCCUUCGAGGUUUACUAUGAGGUUUACAAAAAUGUUUCCAAUGUAAUAAAGCCAGUAUUGAGUGAGCGUGGCUUAAAGCAACACAAGCGUAAAAGCCAAACUCCGAAUCUCAACUUUCAAUAUUUGCCUAAUCAAGAAGGCAAUUACAUGCUCGUCUUCAAGGGAAUUAAAGAUACUUACUACUCAGACGAAUUAAUUCCAGUCCCAGAAGGAACUGAGCAGUACUCCAUGUAUAUCUCCAAGCGUUCCAGUUUUUCUUUCUUCAGAAACACCCACGCACUCCAAAAGACAAUAAGAUUGUGCAAAGCCAGUUCUGCCAAAAUUCCAUUCUACUUGAAUGGAAACUUUCCUUUCUCGUUCCGCUAUGAAGUCACGGACGCAAACACAGGCAAGGUUGUUGAAUCACAACUUGUGGAAAACUACACUGAAGAUACAUACACUGUGCAGAUCCCAGAGUUCAAACAAGGAGGUGAUUACAAGCUUCAAGUCAAAGAUGUCACAGACAGUCUUGGAUGCCCUGCUUCUUGUCCGGCCCUGGAGCAGAUCAAGAUUGUUGCCAGGGAUGAUGUACCUGAAUUGAGCUUUUCAGACUCGCAAGAGCACGUUAUUGUGGAGGGCGAUUCUGUCCGCAUCCCAUUGACCCUCAAGUCUUCGCAGGGGUUCACUUCUAAUGACAAAAUUACAUAUAAGGUCACAGAUUUACAUGACGAACAUGCAAUCAAAACAUUUACGGUUCCUGCUUCUUCGGAAUUGAACCUCAAGGCUGAGGGUUUAUACACUUUGGAGUCCUUCAGCAACAGCGGUUGUUUUGGAAAAAUUGGUGAGAAAUCAAAACAGAUCAAGGUCCGUUUUCAUGCAAAGCCUAGUCUUGUGUUGGCUCCUAGAUCUGAUCAAAUUUUGUCACAACAAGAUCUCUCCUUUGAGUUGCAAUCCCGUUGCCAGAGCACUCCUUCACUGUUGAAAGUCAAACUCGUUGGCCAGAAACCGUUCAGUUUACAAUAUGUUAUCAAUUUUCCAAAUGGAAGAGUCAAGAACCCCUUGGUUUCGAUUGAUAAUGAUGAACUAGAGAUCCCGCUUCCAUCAUCCCAGAGUGGAGACUACUCCAUUAAAUUCACAAAUGUGUAUGACUCUUUGUAUAGCCGUGAGAAGCUUGACAGAUUAUCCCAUCAUGUGCAACCUCAGCAAGUGUACUACAAAAUCCGGGCUUUGCCUGAAAUUUCUGUGGACAAAAAGUACCUACAGAUUUGUGAAACCCAAGUGGAUGAUGAGUCACUCUUGAAAAUACCAGUCACGAUUAGUGGGGUUGCACCAUUUAGAAUCGAAGCUCACAUUGUUCAUGAAUCAUCUGAUAAAUCAGAACAGCUCAUUUUCGAGAGUGUCCAUGGCAACCAGCUUAGUCUCACCAAUAGCAAGGCCUCGAAAGCAUUUAAAGAGCUUCUCUCUGUUGGCGAGCAAUUAAUUCAACUAGACAAAAUUGUUGAUGCUAAUGGUUGUGAGCGCUCGGAAUUGGGAGACGACAGCUCGGUCAAGCUUUCAGUUACACCUAUUCCACUGAUUCGUAGACUUGGCAAAGGCUCUAUUUGUGUUGGCGAGCACAUUGCAUAUGACAUGACCGGUAUUGCACCUUUUAAAGUAUUCUACAACUUCAACGGCAAGCACCGCAGAGCUGAAUCAGGUGCUAAGUUUGUGCGGUUGGCACUGAAGCCCGGUAGGUUGUCAAUCUCUGCGCUUCAAGAUUCUUCAGCUGGUCUGUGCUUGGUCAACUUCACGAGCAGUCCUCUUGAGCAAUCUGAUUUAGAAAUAGAGGUUCACGAGAUUCCAUCGGUCGAGAUCAGUCAUGGAGACGAUAUCAUCAAGAACUUGCAUGAAGGAGACCAGACCGGCAUCACCUUCAAAUUUACUGGAACUCCACCAUUCCUGGUCACCUAUGUGCGUACAAUUGGCGACAAGUCAACUAAGAGGCACAAGACUCAGAAGAGAGAGAAAUCAAACCGCAAGGUUGUGGAGACGAAGACCCUCGAAAACAUAUGGGACUAUGAGCAUACUGAGACUGUGAGUUUGGAGGGAACAUACGACGCGAUAAUGAUAAGCGACGCCAACUGUAAGGCAGAGCGUUCCAUCGCCGAGAUUUUGCAUGAGUGA